AUGUAUAACGGAAUAGGGUUAGAAACCCCAAGAGGUUCAGGUACCAAUGGGUACAUUCAGAGCAACAAGUUUUUCUUGAAGCCUAGAACUUCAAAGGUUGCUGAGAACAUGAAGGGAUUUGAAGCAGAUCAGGGUACUGCUGGGGUUACCAGAAAGGCCAACAAAGAGAUUCUUGAGCAUGACCGCAAGCGUCAGAUUCAGCUCAAGCUUGUUAUCCUUGAAGACAAACUAAUUGAUCAGGGUUAUACUGAGUCUGAGAUUGCCGAGAAACUUGAGGAGGCUCGGAUUAAUUUGGAAGCUGCAGCUGACGAAAAUGAUGGAUCGUCCAAUUUGGAUAAGCUUUCUGAUACACAGACUCACCAAAUUGCGGCUAGAAAGGAAAAACAAAUGGAAACAUUGAAAGCUGCUCUUGGCAUAGCUUCAUCUGAACCCGGUGAAUUGAAUGCAGAUGGGAAUGACGAGGAGAUUGGAAAUGAAAGGGGUGUAUCGGUUCCGGAUGCAAAACAUAUUUCUGAACAUUCCUUUUUGGACAGAGAUUUCAGUCGGAAGAAACAACCGGAAGAAGUUCUAAAAGACGAAAAUACCAAGAAAAAGAGUGUUGAAGACACAAAGCACCACAGGAAGGGUGGGACUCUCAAGAAAAAGCACAGGGAUGAUUCAUCUGAUAGUGAUGCUCAGAGGAAUGUCAAGGCUAAAAAGAAGCAGGAGACAUCAUUGUACGGGGUGGACUCUCACAAAAAGACCAAUCACACCAUCAGAAAAGAGGAAGAAUUGAACCGCCAAAGUAGAAGUGCAAAGCUCAGGAUUAUUCACAAGCUUUGA
This is a messenger RNA of Lathyrus sativus (Indian pea), 822 nucleotides long. The record is from the annotation of a GenBank genome assembly. Lineage: Eukaryota; Viridiplantae; Streptophyta; Magnoliopsida; Fabales; Fabaceae.